GCGCGAGACAGAGUGAACCGGUUUGGAUAAUAUAAAGACGCGCAGCCCGCGCACAGAUAGUUUAGUUAGUUUUUGUCUCCACGUUAUAUUUGCUGGACAUACGCGUGCAAAAUCUGAGCUGCUAUUUGUUUCAUUUGGGCGCAGCGACGCCUCCUCGCUGUCACGCGGGGGUUCAUAUGUGCGCACUAGAGAUGACCGAUGGGACACAAUCAGAGGGUCACCCGGCGCGAGGAGACGCCGUAAAGAGGAGCAACUGCGUUUGCAACAACGAGUCGUUUUGAGAAAGAGGAAGAGCGGAUUUUAAUCAGUACUUUGGGAAAAGUUGAGUUUUAGUCACAGGGGAACAAGACGAAACGUUUAUCGUGUUUUAACAGGGGCCACCGCGCUGAGCUUUUACGCAUGACGGGAGUCGCGUCUUUUGGGCAUUUACAUUGUAUGCGGUUUGCUGACGCUUUAUUCAAAGUGACUUACAUAGCAUUCAGUACUUGAUAUACAUUUUAGUAGUAUGAGAAUCAAAUCCAUGAUUCUUGCGAUGUAAACGCAGUGCGCUACCAAUUGAUCUAUACAGGAACACCAAGAGAGACUGAAAUAAAGCUUUUGCACCUGCUUCCUUGGACCUUGCACACUUAAACAAGACUGAAGAUUGCAAAACGGGAAGGAUUAAUUGUUCAACUGAAUUUUCAAAUAAUAAGGAUAUAUGAAACUCAACCACUGAAUGAAAAUGAAGGAGCGCUUCAAACGCGCACAUAAAUCACAAUGACGCGCAUUUAUUCUUGGUUGUAAGUUCUGAUCAUCCUUGAGGGUGCUCUUGUUUUUAAAGCUGAGGUCUCUCACCCCGGAGCCGAGCAUCCGGACAGCUGCGCUGUUUCAAGCUUUCUGCAGAAGAACACUGGAGCGAUGAGUCGCAUCAUUCAUCCGCAGGUGUUGACCAUCUGGAUUGCGCUCAUCUCCAGUGCGACUGCAGACCUGACCUGCGACGCUCUCCUCCUUCUUUCCACAAAUCUUACAGCUCGCACUUUAAUCCUGUGGAAUCUGACAUCCACUCCCAUCAACUCCACAGGUCUGUUCUGUAACACAUCCAUUGAUGGCAUUGGGACGUGUUGGCCCAGGAGCGGUGCUGGAGAAGUGGUGUCCCGUCCCUGUCCGGAGACCUUUCUUGGGGUCCGAUACAAUACCACUAAUAAUGUGUACAGAGAAUGUCUUGCCAAUGGGACCUGGGCAAAGAAAGGAAACUAUUCACAAUGUCAAGAAAUACUCAACGAGGAGAAAAAGAGUAAGCUGCAUUACCACAUUGCGGUCAUCAUAAACUACUUGGGACACUGUAUAUCACUGGGAGCCCUGCUGGUCGCCUUCAUCCUCUUCAUGAGACUCAGGAGUAUCCGGUGCCUGAGAAAUAUCAUCCACUGGAACCUGAUUACGGCGUUUAUUCUGCGGAAUGCUACCUGGUUUGUUGUUCAGCUCACCAUGAAUCCAGAGGUGCACGAGAGCAAUGUGAUCUGGUGCAGGCUGGUAACAGCAGCGUAUAAUUAUUUUCAUGUGACCAACUUCUUCUGGAUGUUUGGAGAAGGCUGCUAUCUCCACACAGCCAUCGUACUGACCUACUCCACUGACAAACUGAGGAAGUGGAUGUUUAUCUGCAUAGGCUGGUGUAUUCCAUUUCCAAUUAUCGUUGCAUGGGCCAUUGGAAAACUUUACUAUGACAAUGAAAAAUGCUGGUUUGGAAAGCGGGCAGGAAUUUACACUGACUAUAUUUACCAGGGUCCUAUGAUUCUGGUUCUUCUGAUUAACUUCAUAUUUCUAUUUAACAUUGUGAGGAUCCUUAUGACUAAAUUGAGGGCCUCCACAACUUCAGAGACCAUUCAGUACAGGAAAGCUGUGAAGGCCACAUUGGUUCUUCUGCCUCUGUUGGGCAUCACCUACAUGCUGUUCUUCGUCAACCCUGGUGAGGAUGAAAUCUCUCAGAUCGUCUUCAUCUACUUCAACUCCUUCCUAGAGUCCUUUCAGGGCUUCUUUGUGUCUGUGUUUUACUGCUUUUUAAACAGUGAGGUGAGGUCAGCCGUGCGUAAGCGAUGGCAUCGCUGGCAGGACAAGCACUCCAUUCGGGCACGGGUGGCUCGGGCCAUGUCUAUUCCUACAUCUCCCACGCGGGUCAGCUUUCACAGCAUCAAACAGUCGUCUGCUGUCUGACCUCGGCAGAAAUGAUGCGUCUGCCCUCUGUUCUCCUGCACUCGCUCUGACCGUCUACAUCCUCACACAACCCAGGGAUAAUAGCUAUGGGCCAAACAGGGUAUAAUCCUCCUGUGAAACACUUAUGGGCAGUGACCGUGUACACAGAAAGCGAAGUCCACCCGCCGAGAACUUAAUGAGAUACGGUUGGUCUUAUUUAAUGAAUGUGGCACAAGAGAUCAACACUUAUAGCCAGGAUUAUUUUGUUAAAUAUAUAUUUCAUAUUCUGUCCUCUUCUCCAAUUGGAGACCUCAGAGUUAUUCCUAACUGGUGUCCAGAACUAUGAUAACAUGGA
Messenger RNA from Misgurnus anguillicaudatus (oriental weatherfish), 2521 nucleotides. It is a transcript of the gene crhr1, whose product is annotated as corticotropin releasing hormone receptor 1. Gene Ontology annotation, cellular component: plasma membrane; neuron projection. Gene Ontology annotation, molecular function: G protein-coupled peptide receptor activity; corticotrophin-releasing factor receptor activity; corticotropin-releasing hormone receptor activity. The record is from RefSeq and is a predicted model, not a curated record. NCBI's taxonomy places the organism in Eukaryota, Metazoa, Chordata, Actinopteri, Cypriniformes, Cobitidae. Gene Ontology annotation, biological process: adenylate cyclase-activating G protein-coupled receptor signaling pathway; cell surface receptor signaling pathway.